Molecule: messenger RNA, 1381 nt
Organism: Fomitopsis serialis
Lineage: Eukaryota; Fungi; Basidiomycota; Agaricomycetes; Polyporales; Fomitopsidaceae
Product: chaperonin 10-like protein
Exons: 6
Coding region: 231-1184 (317 amino acids)
Biological process (GO): alcohol metabolic process
Molecular function (GO): zinc ion binding; alcohol dehydrogenase (NADP+) activity
Source: RefSeq, a predicted model, not a curated record
UCCCAUGGUCGGCGCCACCGUGAGCGGUUAUCGCCUUAUGUCCUCCUCCUAUGCUACAGGUGUGCGAUGUGAACGCUGUCAAUAUUCGCGCGGGCGGACCGAUGUGCCAUCCCGACGGAGCGCAGACGGCACAUCCCAACAUCCUGUGAACCUAUAUAUAAAGCCCCUGUGGGAGCACGACCACAUUCCCAGAGACAGACUCUUGCAACAGCUCACCACUUGACGGCAUCAUGGUUGAAUUCAAGGGCUACGCGUUGACCGACCCGUCGGCAUGGAGCACGCUGAGCGUGGUGAAUUACCAGCCAAAAACCUUCGAGGACGACGACGUCGAGCUCGCGAUCACGCACUGCGGCGUGUGCGGCUCGGACGUGCACACCCUGAGCCAGGGCUGGGGCAGCACGGGCACGCUGCCGCUCGUCGUCGGGCACGAGAUCGUCGGGAUUGUCACGCAGGUCGGCGCGAACGUGCAGGAGUUCAAGGUCGGCCAGCGCGUCGGCGUCGGCGCCCAGAUCGGCAGCUGCUACAAGUGCAAGCGCUGCAAGAACAACAACGAGAACUACUGCGCAGACGGCAUGAUCGACACCUACAACGCAUACUACCCCGACGGCGUGUUCGCGCAGGGCGGCUACUCAACGGCCAUCCGUGCAAACCAGCUAUUUGUGUUCGCCAUCCCAGAGGCGAUCGAGUCCAAGGAUGCGGCAUCCAUGUUCUGUGCCGGCCUGACGGUGUACUCGCCCCUGCGGAGAAACGGCUGUGGCCCCGGCAAGAAGGUCGGUGUGAUGGGCAUCGGUGGCCUCGGGCACUAUGCCGUGUUGUUUGCGGCUGCGAUGGGCGCGGAGGUGUACGCCUUCACACACAGCGAAGCGAAGCUCGAGGACGCAAAGAAGAUGGGGGCCACCCACGUCAUCAGCACACACUCCAAUGACUUCUACAAACCGUACCUCGGCGAGCUGGAUAUCUUCAUCUCGACCAUCGACGUCUUCCGGCCGGACCGGCCGCUGAAGACGUACAUGUCGAUGCUGGACGUGCACGGCAAGUUCAUCAACCGGGCGUUCCUGGGCGGGUCGCACAUCGGCUCGAAGGACGACUGCAACGCGAUGCUGAAGCUCGCCGCGGAGAAGGGCGUCAAGCCGUGGGUCCAGGAGCUCCCGAUGAGCCAGGCGAAGGAGGCGGUGGAGAAGUGAAGGCGGGAAGGUGCGCUACGGUAUGUGUUGACCCAAGAUAUCGCCCCCGUCGCGUGAGGCUCGUGCGUCGGGGCCGGUACGCUUGCUUCGAUGGCCGUGAUGCCCGUGUGGACGUCAUUGUGGUCGGCAGUAGUGGUAGAAGAUGUAGAGUAGCGUGUAAUGUACCCAAGAAGCAGUACAAAGAUAAAUCAAUAGCC